Messenger RNA from Phyllopteryx taeniolatus (common seadragon), 1164 nucleotides. RefSeq names its product cyclin N-terminal domain containing 1 (gene cntd1). The transcript has 7 exons. Gene Ontology annotation, cellular component: site of double-strand break. NCBI's taxonomy places the organism in Eukaryota, Metazoa, Chordata, Actinopteri, Syngnathiformes, Syngnathidae. The record is from RefSeq and is a predicted model, not a curated record. Bases 183 to 1100 code for a protein of 305 amino acids. Gene Ontology annotation, biological process: reciprocal meiotic recombination.
GGCUUUACUGUUCUUAUGAAACGAAAGCCAAGGAAACAGCGCCAUCUUCUGCAAAUACGUGAGAAGCAAAAGAAACACGACGAAUUGAAAGUUUGACCUGACAUUUAAUUGAGUGACUCCAACAUUUAAAAGAUUAAGCGCCCGACAAAAGACAAGUAGGUUCGUUAAAGUCUGCGUCACAAAUGGCAAUGGCGAGGGAAAAUCAGGCGAAUCCUCAAAGUUUAAAGUUUCGACAAGCCUCCGUCGAGAUGCUGACGGACUUUCUCACGAAUCUCAACGAGAAAAACAAAGAUAACCUCCGUAGUUUGUCCACCUGCAGCGGAGUCUUCAAGGAGAAAAUAAUAUUUGAAUACACUCUGCUGAUGUGUCAAGAGCUCAGAUUGGACCCGCCCACCGCGUACCACGCUGUCGAAUUACUUCAGAGGUUCAUGGUUAUGCACAUUACGAACUUGCUGACGCCUGGAGGCGCGAGCCCGCUCGAGACGAGGGCCCGCGAGGACGCCGCGUUCCAGCAGCUGCAAGGGAAGUUCGCCUUGAUCGUAUUUUCCUGCGUGCAGCUGGCCAGCAAGUUGUCACUGCACAGCCAAAUCGUCGACAUCAACAUGGGCGUGCGCUUUCUGCGCUCGGUCGGCCUCGACUUCUCCAAGGAGGCCGUCCUGGAAUCGGAACUGACGGUCCUAAAGGGCCUCGAAUUCCAACUGGACUAUCCCAACCCUCUCACCUAUGUGGAAAUCCUUCUGGAGGUGCUUGGCCACAACGAGCCGAGCGCCCCCGUGGAGCGCCUGCACCACCUGUGCCGCCACGUGCUCCAGUUUGUCAGCCUGCAGCGCAACACUCUCUACAACGCCUUGCUGGCCAUCACCACGCAGACCCGCAAUCCCACCGCAGAGCAGAGAGAGAAGUUUGUGGCGGUAACAGAAGACUGCAUGCUCCUGGGCGUGGGCGUCAUCGCCGCUGCCGCCUUCAUCCUCCACGUCAAAGACUGGGAGCAGGUGGUGAAAGAACUGAGCCACAUCACGGGAAUCUCCACCGCCAGCAUCGGCGACUUCACCCGCGUCACGCUCAUGCUCAUCGUUGGAACCCCCGCAGAUGGCCAGUGAUGUUUAAUGGUCUCUUCUGCUCACUUCAGUCACGAAAAUAAAUUUCUCCUCAUGUACAUGUUCA